AUGGGUCGACUGUCCAACUCCGAUAUUCCUCUCGAGUCUGCCCACCACGGCGAUCGACCUCCAUCGUAUGACGAUGUGAUCGACCCGUCAACCUCAACCCUAGUCGAAACCUCCAUUCCUGGCGCUCGGGAUGUCGUUUGGGAUGGGAAGCCCGGUACCGUGACACUGUCGUCAUCGCUCACUGAGAGCCCGCGCAGGCUGUACCACCUUAUUGCCCAGCAAGCCCAGCUGCCACCGCGGCAAUAUAUCCACAUCAAGGGUUCCAAGGGCAGCGAGACGGAUUUCAAUUUCUCGCUCGACUUGACGCCUACCUUGCUGCAUCUCAGCGAGGAUAAUAGGGAGUGGCACGAACUUCGCGUUGUUCGCGACGGGGACGGCCAGGAAGCGUUUCGUGGUGGGAUUUAUCCCUGUCUUCAGUGGGAGGAACCCUCCCGUCUCAAAGACCUUCGUGAGACGACGGACUUAGAGGAUGGGAACGAGGAUUCAGAGGAUCAAACUCUUCUAGGUGCGGCCGUGGAUGGCUCGAACGAAGGCACCCCUACUCUGAUGGGCUGGUGUGAACGCUUCUGUCGCGAUCCUGCUGCAGUCAAAUCGUUUACCUUCACACGAGAGAUAAACGGAUUCGAGGUUGAGCGUAUGCGCUCCGAACUCAGGUCGUACCUUCGUUCGCUCAACUACCGCGGUCAAAUUGAAAUCAAAGCCUCCAUUCCGAACGGAUUCGUCACUGUCUACUCGCCGCAUUGGAUCAACCGACUGCGGAACAACUCGUUCGUCUGGUGGCUUUGCGUUCUCCUACAGCUGUGGAUUGUGAUGUGGCCGGUGAUAAUAGUGCUCGAGAAACGCUACGAGGUCGUGCAAUCAGUGUGGAGGUCCUCCCACGAGGUUGAGGAUUCUACUACCCCGUCCGGGCGGAGGAAGAUCUAUGCGCAUGGGCGCGAUGAGGCGAAACUAGCAGACUUCUGGGCAGCCGCAGUUAUGCAGGUAGCGUGGGACCAACAGGACGGCGGCGAAAUUCUAACGGAGGAGGACCUGCCGCGUCUCGAGCGGCGAGGACAGGAACGCAUGGAACGGAUGGAACGGAUCGGAUGGUCAGUGCCACCGGAUCGAAAUGGAAUGGCGGCUGGUGCCACAGCUGAGGAUACACAGACCGGUAGGCGUGGUCCUGUGAUUCCCGGCGUGGGCCCUGGAGGGUACAAUUUCCAAGCUGGAUGGGGUGGGCAUUCCCUUUCGACGAGCUCAUAG
Penicillium riverlandense is the source of this 1242-nucleotide messenger RNA. RefSeq lists its product as uncharacterized. Bases 1 to 1242 code for a protein of 413 amino acids. The record is from RefSeq and is a predicted model, not a curated record. NCBI's taxonomy places the organism in Eukaryota, Fungi, Ascomycota, Eurotiomycetes, Eurotiales, Aspergillaceae. The transcript is spliced from 2 exons.